AUGCAUUCAGGAUUACCAAAUGGUGAACAUGCACUCAUUGUCCAUCAAGCCGGUGAUUUAUCCAAUUCCUGUGCUAAUGUUGGUCCCAUUAUGGCACCGGAUAAAAAAUUUAAUGUAUCCGCUAUAUUCGGGAAUAUUAAAGUGGAUGGUACUAAAAAUGCAACAAUUGAUCGAGAAAUUGAUUGGCCAAAAGAUAUCUCACUAAUUGGCCGUUCAUUGGUGAUCCAUAAAUUAUCAGUAAUGGAAUGGUCACUUCGUAACAAAGAUAUAUUACCAUUGGCUUGCGGUACAAUUGGUUUUGCAUCACCGUAA
Loa loa (African eye worm) is the source of this 312-nucleotide messenger RNA. RefSeq lists its product as hypothetical. Lineage: Eukaryota; Metazoa; Nematoda; Chromadorea; Rhabditida; Onchocercidae. The transcript has 2 exons. The record is from RefSeq and is a predicted model, not a curated record. Gene Ontology annotation, molecular function: metal ion binding. Gene Ontology annotation, biological process: superoxide metabolic process. The coding region runs from base 1 to 312 and encodes 103 amino acids.